Molecule: messenger RNA, 630 nt
Organism: Symbiodinium sp. CCMP2456
Lineage: Eukaryota; Dinophyceae; Suessiales; Symbiodiniaceae
Source: the annotation of a GenBank genome assembly
GAGCAGAUGCAAUGGGCUACAGCCAAGCCGGUGGCUCCGAGCACCAUCGAAGAGACAACGGCGAACCUGGACGUGGCCUUUCGCUCUGGAUCGAUCCUCUGUUCCGGGGAGAAGGAUGAGACGGCAGCUCUUGGCACAACGCUCAUCGUCAACCCAACCAGCUUCGAUGGGAGGAACUCCAUGACUCUGCCCUUGACGGAGGCUGAGAUCAAGAACCAAGGAUGGCAUCGAGGCUCCUGCUUUGACGGCAUGGGCUGGCAUUGGUUCCUGGACACCUCCAAGCGUGAUGGUACUAUGUCUUGGAUGGCUAAGAAUCUGUUCCCGGUCGUCACCAUGUACCACGAAGGAGAAAUCAACGCCAUCUUCUUUGCAGCCCACUUGUCCCAGAUCUCCCUCCCUUUCAUCAAAUCCAAUGAGUGGGAGCCCUCGAGCUUGUCGAACGAGAACAUGUGCAAGAACACCUGCGAUGCCGAUUGCGACUUCGCGGGCGUGAUCGACUCUUGGUCAACGGCACACAUCUACUUCCGAAACCACAAGGAAGUGAGCUGCCCCGCCGAUUUGAAGUGCGCUAUCAAAUUCCCUGUGACAGCAAGCUGCUGCGAAGUCUCCCGGGCUGAGGUGGUCGUCUAG